Messenger RNA from Dichotomopilus funicola, 390 nucleotides. Its product is annotated as vacuolar protein sorting 55. The transcript has 2 exons. Bases 1 to 390 code for a protein of 129 amino acids. The record is from RefSeq and is a predicted model, not a curated record. NCBI's taxonomy places the organism in Eukaryota, Fungi, Ascomycota, Sordariomycetes, Sordariales, Chaetomiaceae. Gene Ontology annotation, biological process: late endosome to vacuole transport via multivesicular body sorting pathway. Gene Ontology annotation, cellular component: Vps55/Vps68 complex; endosome.
AUGCCAACCGCCGGUCUCAAAACCAUCAUCGCGCUCUCCUUCGUCCUCGCCGUCGGCUUCCUCCUCGUCAUCCUCUCCUGCGCCUUGUGGCACUCCUACUACCCGCUUCUGGUCGUCGGCACCUAUGUUUUAGCACCCGUGCCCAACUGGGUGUGCAGCCACUGCUCGAACCCAGACGAUUUUGUUGAGAGCUCCGGGGCGGCGGUGCUGGAUUUAGGACGGUUUUGCACGGGGUUUUUGGUUGUUAUGGGGAUUGCCCUCCCCGUGUUGCUUGCGCAUUCGAGUCUCAUCUCCAUCCCGGCCAUGGUCAUGUCUGUUAUCGGCGGCCUGCUCAUCUACGGGACGAUUAUCAGCUUUGCCAUGUUCUUCCAGGAAGAGCAGGAGUUUUGA